AUGGAUAAGUAUGAUACAUCCCAGAUCACAGAGUUUCCCCGCUUCGAAAACGAAUCUAGUCAAAGCGGGGUAUCGACGUUUUUUAAUAAAUUAUGGAAGUUUCCGAAAUUUUCAUCUAGUGAAACUAGUGACAGUAUGCAAAACAAGGAACAAAAUAAUAAAGACGCCCCUGAAACUGUAAAUCAGAAACAAGAAUACGACGAUGGCACUACUGAAACAGCCUCAUAUGCCGUUGAAUUGGAAGGAAGGAGCUUGCCUAAUGUUUUAAGAAGAAUAAGCAGUCUUGUUGCUUUAGGGUCUGGCAGCGGUACAAGAUAUGCAGACACAGAGUUGGCUCGCUACUGGAUGCCAGAUGACAUAUCGCGGGAGUGUUACGAGUGCGCAACACGGUUCAGCACUUUGCGCAGGCGCCACCACUGUCACAUAUUUGGUUGCGCGGAUGGGUUGCGCGUAUGCAACUACUGUUGCAAUGUAGUACUCAGCUAUUUAAAGGAGAAUGACAUGACCAGUGAAAUACCGCCCGAUUUGAGAACCCUGCAAGAGAAUCUACAGGUGAAAUUCCCCGAGAACAAGUCUUCCACGACUCCAAACAAGUUGCGUGACAACUUUAUGUUCGCGCGCGAGCAGGAGGAGCGCUGUGAGCCCCGCACCACGCACAAGGAGGUGCUCCACGAUGUGUUCCGACAACUCAGCUUUACUCUGCCCACGCAACAGCACAGGUACCGCCUGGUGAGGUACAAUGGUGUUUGGCGUGGAUGUGACAUACUGCAAUGGGUCAUGGACAACACCAAUAAUAAAACUAGAGUACAAGCUAUGAUGGUGUGCCAGAACCUCGUCAGCGCUGGGUACAUGGACUGCGUGACAGAAUUGCCUAACUUCGCAGACUAUGCACUCUAUAAACCCAUUGUGUUACCUCCCAGGACCAUUGAGGAAGAAAGCUCCCCUGAGGAAUCCAACAGGCUCUGUGAAAGUGUGUCUUCGUACUGUUUAGAUUUGAACCUUGGGAACAACUCCGCACGACUCAUUAAAACUCCAAAGCCAGUAGAGAAAGAGUCCACUUCCAGUGAAGAAGAAACACCAGUUUUGGAGCAAACUGAAGUGUAUACAGAAUCUCGGGACAUAUGCAAAGCUAUAGUAGUGUCCGGUGAAGAGCACUUGCGCCUGUUGAUGAGACAGUGCCUGGCGCGGCAUGGUCUACCAGCCUCGUGGCUCGAAGUACUCUACCCACUGUGCCAGCACGCCGCUGAAACUAUUGUAUUGGAUGUAAACACGAAUGACAUAGAUGUGCGCAAUUAUGUCCAAGUGAAGAAGGUGCCUGGUGGUAACAUGCGCGAUAGUUGCGUUGUCCAAGGUGUCGUAUUGACCAAGAAUGUAGCUCACAGGGGGAUGCCGCAGCAGAUUACUAAUCCUACAGUAUUGCUUCUAGACUGUUCUAUUGCAUACCAAAGAGUGGAAGGAAAGCUGACUUCAUUAGAACCAGUAUUGUUGCAGGAGCAAGAGUACCUGGUGCGGUGCGCGGCGCGGAUCCGCGCGCUGCAGCCGCGGGUGGUGCUGGUGCGCGGCGGCGCGGCGCGGGGCGUGCAGGACGAGCUGCGGCGCGCGGGCGUGGCGCUGGCGGCGCACGUGCGCACGCGCGCGCUGCGCCGCGCCGCCCGCGCCACGCGCGCCGACCUGCUCGCCUCCAUCGACGCGCGCGUCGGCACGCCCCGCCUCGGCUCCUGCGCCGACUUCUACGUCAAAACCUACGCCGGUAAAACUUUAAUGGUACUGGAAGGGUGCGCGGAACCGAAUCUCGGGUGCUGUAUAUUACUUCGCGGUGCGUCUCUACCCGAGUUGAUCAAAGUGAAGAAAGUGGUCAGGUUCAUGUUGUUGGCGUGCUACAAUUGGAAGCUAGAGAAAGCGUUCCUAGGAGACAUAGAAGCGAUUCUACCCGAACCGGGAAUGACUUUCGAAGACGACGUCAAUAACGAAAACGAAGUCACUAAAAAUAGCAUAGAGUUCAGUAAUCAUGAAAGUCAAAGUAUUGUAAACGUAACUCGGAGCGAUUCGUUUAACGAAGAUACGAGAAAGAAAACUAUAAAAACUAAUGAACCCGAUAAUAUAAAAGUCAAUUCAAACGAAGAGCCUAUAAAACACGAUUCUGCCGAUGAAGAUCCAUUACAUAUUUCGAAGUCUUAUGUUCGCAAGAUGGACAGUGACAAAACAUUGAGUUGUGGUGUUCCGAUUAGAGAUUUCAGUGAUCCGUUGCGUGCUACCAUAUCGGUAGAUGACGACGUAUUCUUACCUAAAGAAGAAGCCAAACUAAAGGCUGAUGAUUCACACAACGAUAGAUGGUCAACAGAUGAUGCCGUCCUCUCAAUGUCUCCUAAUAUUACAAUCCCUGCACCGUACUUGGAAACAGAAGCAGGUCGACGAUGUCCCUUACGGGUUUACUUCCCGUGUCCACUAACGCCUGCGCCAGCACCGCAUACUCCACGAGCUCAUCACAGACUGCCUUCGCGACAGAAGAGUAGUCACACUUUGAUAAAAGAAGUACACCCGUUCGUGAAAAUGGCUAUAUCAUCACCAGCAGAUGAUCCAGCUGUGAAAGCAGCACUUGCAAAUUACAGGGCGACUGGCUGUCGACUUAUCAACGAUAAACAUAAACCUGAAUGCCCCAUGCACAAACCAACUGCCGUGAAGAAAAUGAAAGAGCCUGAGCAUCCGGAAUCGAAUGAAAAGCAGGCAGACAAUGAACCGCCUGAUCCUCUGGCGCCAGAAAACCAUCAGCAAUUGAGCCUAUUGUUAUAUAGUUACAGUAAUAAAUCAGCUAAUGUUCCUGACUUCUGCGUCAACCCAUGGAUUGUGACGAUGGAAAUGUACGGUCGCCAUGAUAUAUCAUUGGGGGCCUUUCUCGAGAAGUACUGCUUCAACAGCGAUUACAAAUGCACUUCGCAUAAUUGUUCGGUGCCCAUGAACCAGCACGUAAGAAGGUUUGUGCACGGUGAUGUUUGCAUAACUAUAACGUGUAACACGAUUGGACACAGUAAUGUAGACAAAGUCAAAGAGGAACGUAGUAAACAGGUGAUGUUCUGGUCGCGUUGCGAGGCGUGCGGCUGCAGCGGAGGCGCCCGCGUGGUGUCGCGGCGCGCGCUGGGCGUGUCGCUGGGCACGUACGUGCGCUGGCGCGCGCACGCCACGCGCUACGUGCGCGCGCGCACCUGCCCGCACCCGCUGCACGCGCACGCGCACGCCUUCGUACGGGACCUCACCACCGCCUGCUUCCGGUACAGUAAAAUAACACCGUACGACAUCCAACUGCCGCCGGAGACGAUAUCGACCAACUACGACACCAAACAGAUGAGAGACGCACUAAUCACACAACUCAACGAACUCGUGCAAAAAGGUCACGAAAUAUUCAGCGGUUUGUCAGAUGGCGACGCUGACAAAGACUAUCAAACGUUUAAGCAACACAUGGAGCAGAUACACCUGGCUCUCACAUCGGCCAAUUCGCACGAGAAUAACACCCUUGCUGCUGUGGUUCGAAACCUUUGGAUGGUGUCAGAUCGUAUUAUAUCUGGUGAAAAGAUGCUGCGCGACGCUCAAGACAAGUGGUCCAGCCCACCGGCCAAACCGACUAAGAAUCAACAAGACACUCCUGUCGACGAAAAAUCCGAUGUAGACGACUCAUCCGGCGAUGAUGUCAACAAAGAAAACGCAGGCACCACAUACGUGUUUGCAUCAGAUAAUAACAAAGACGGCGAAAGAGAACACACAGGACUAGAAGAAGACGAAGAGAAAGGUGACAAGAAGACAGUAAGGCAAAUACUGUCCCAACUUUUGUCCAACAACCAGCCCGCGAACCAGAAUGGUAUGAUAGUGUCGAGCGGGGUGGUGCCGGUGGUGGUGCGGGCGGGGGAGGUGGGGUCCGUCAUCGCCGCCACGCUCGCCUCCGUCACCUACCGCCGCACCAGAGCUGCUCACCGCCACAGUACGCAAACGGAACAAGAAGAAAAUGAGACUACCAACUCGACAGGCAAGGAUAAAGCGGACGGAGACAAGUCUAAACUGGCCAAGAAUAAUGACCAUGUUGAAGUUUUACUAAAGGAUGGUCUGGUAUGUCGCGUGUACUACGCGUCUCAGUUCCAGCGCCUGCGUCACAUGUUACUGGCGCCGCUCACGACCCCUCCACUCGACGACUGUCGCGCUGACGCCGAGCCUAAGUGUAUCUGCUUCGAGAAUGACAAGGAGCUGUGCGAGAUCGAGGAAGGUUUCAUCAGGUCGCUGGCGCACUGCGUACCCUGGGCGGCUCGCGGCGGCAAGUCGGGCUCCACCUUCUGUAAGACUAAAGAUGAUAGAUACGUGUUGAAAGAGAUGACAAAGCCGGAGUGGCAACAGUUUUUGGAAUUUGCUCCUCACUAUUUUGGGUACGUCACACAAUGUAAGCAGAACAACAGUCCCAGCCUGUUAGCUCGCAUCUUAGGUGUAUUCAGCGUAGGUGGUGCAGGAAAUGGAGUAUUGGUCAUGGAAAACGUUUGGUACGGAUGUUCGGCUAAAACCAAGCGCUUCGAUCUGAAGGGCUCAUCGAGACAUCGUCUGACUCCUGACACUCAACCGCUGGCAGUACUUAUGGACGAAAACCUGCUCAACUUGCGGUGGGAGCGGCCGCUGUACGUGUCGUCGCACGUGGGCGCGGUGCUGUGGCUGUGCGUGGAGCGCGACGCGCAGUUCCUGGCCGCGCUCGACGUCAUGGACUACUCGCUACUGCUCGGCGUCGACGGAGACAAGCUCGUGCUCGGCAUCAUCGAUUACAUCAGAACAUUUACAUGGGAUAAGAAAUUGGAACACCUAGUGAAGAAAAACUUAGGCUCCGGUCAGCCUACUGUCGUUUCUCCUGAGGAAUACAAGCGAAGGUUCUGCAACGCGACCAGGAAGUACUUCCUGCAGUGUCCAGCUCACUGGGACCAUUUGUAUAACACUAUUCACGUGUAA
Molecule: messenger RNA, 4971 nt
Organism: Arctia plantaginis
Lineage: Eukaryota; Metazoa; Arthropoda; Insecta; Lepidoptera; Erebidae
Source: the annotation of a GenBank genome assembly